AUGCUGUCCCCUUCCUGCACGAUGGCAUGCUCGAGAACCUGUUCCCGCAUCCUGGGGCUGAGCCUGGGGACUGCAGCCCUGUUUGCUGCUGGGGCCAAUGUGGCACUCCUCUUUCCUAAUUGGGAUGUGACCUAUCUGCUGAGGGGUCUCAUUGGCAGGCAUGCCAUGCUGGGCUCUGGGCUUUGGGGAGGAGGUCUCAUGGUACUCACUGCAGCUACCCUCAUCUCUGUGAUGGGAUGGAGAUAUUGCUGUUUCAGUAAAAGUGUACCCUGUCUAAGUUUGCUCACUGCUCUGUUUUCAAGUGGCCUGGCUUUGCUUGGAGCCUUGAUUUGCUUUAUCACUUCUGGAGUAGCCCUGAAAGAUGGUCCUUUUUGCAUGUUUGACGUCUCAUUCUUCAAUCAGACACAAGCUUGGAAAUAUGGCUACCCAUUCAAAGACAUGCAUAACAGGAAUUAUUUAUAUGACCAUUCUCUCUGGAACUCUGUCUGUCGGGAGCCCUCUAAAGCUGUCAUUUGGCACGUGUCCUUCUUCUCCACACUUCUGUGCAUCAGCCUCUUCCAGCUUCUCCUGGUGGUCAUUCAUUUCAUCAACAGCUUCCUUGGCCUGUUUUGCAGCCUGUGUGAGAAGUGA
Messenger RNA from Marmota flaviventris (yellow-bellied marmot), 630 nucleotides. It is a transcript of the gene Tm4sf19, whose product is annotated as transmembrane 4 L six family member 19. The record is from RefSeq and is a predicted model, not a curated record. NCBI's taxonomy places the organism in Eukaryota, Metazoa, Chordata, Mammalia, Rodentia, Sciuridae. Gene Ontology annotation, cellular component: membrane.